Beta vulgaris subsp. vulgaris (sugar beet) is the source of this 887-nucleotide messenger RNA. RefSeq lists its product as hypothetical. NCBI's taxonomy places the organism in Eukaryota, Viridiplantae, Streptophyta, Magnoliopsida, Caryophyllales, Amaranthaceae. The coding region runs from base 75 to 536 and encodes 153 amino acids. The record is from RefSeq and is a predicted model, not a curated record. The transcript is spliced from 3 exons.
CACAGUACCAAUUCAAAACUAGUUUCUUACACUAUACACAUAGUGCCGCUCUUGGCACCGGAGACAAAAAUAAAAUGGAACAACAUCAUCACUGCUCUCUCCUCCACCACCACCACCACCACCACCACCACCAUCUCUAUCCCCACACUCCUUCUCUCUGCUCUCCUCCUCCUCACAACCACCAUCACCACCACCACCAUGUCGUACCGUCAUGUGGUUCACACAAUCAUUUUUUACAAAACCCCAAUUCUAAUUUUUGCCAUCACCUAAUAAUCAUCCCACCUCCCCAAAUCCCUCAAACUCUACUUCCGCUCCCGUUCCGCAACAAUCCCAAUCACGUCUUUUCUGGGUUUCAACCACCUCACACUUCCCACAAUUCUCAAAAUUUUCAGGGCAAUGGCAUUGAUGAAUCUGAAGACGUAGAAGAUGAAGAACCAAUUUUUGUUAUGACAGAUGAAUGGAGCGAGUUCUUUGCAAAAUCUGAAGCCAGGAGGAGAGAAGCUAAGAAAUUAGCCAAGAAACAGGGGAAGACCUGAAAAGAUCUUGGGAGGCAACCACAGUUUUAGCCUAUAUCCUUUCUUUCCAAACCGUGCUCCAAGUUGCAAGACAAUAUCAUAUUGAUGGGCAACUGUAUUUGAACUGGUAGUUUAUCUUCUGUGAUGCUGAGGAAGAAUAAGAUGAUUUCAAUCUUUCAACAUUGCAACGAUUCUUCUUGUAAAUCUUGACUGGUAUGUGAUUGUGGAUUAUAGGCUAGAAUGGAUGUUCAAAUGAGCGUCAAGUUUUAGUGGAUCAAUUUUGCAAGUUGCACAUUAUUGUAAUAAACGUGAAAUUUUGCAAGGUUCCAUGAAGCAAUGGCAAUAGAAAUCUUAGAUUUGACUCUUUUUUAA